AUGAUUCUUUCACUUUAUCUUUCAGGCCUUUUUCAGGCGAAGGACUUUUUGACCACAUUUUCAUUUUUAUUUCUUCAGAGGAAGACGGUGUCUUGUCUUCUGCCUUACCCCUCACACCUUUCCCAACAGUGGCUGGCGGAGAAGUUACCUUUUCUUCAUUUUUCAUAUUUUUUCCAUGAAUUAAAGGUGGACAGAUCUCUUUUGCCUCGAAAAGGAGAAAAAAUCCCUUUUGCCAGAUCUUUUUCUUCUUUUAAAGUUUGGGAUAUUUCUUUUGCCUCCUCUUUCAGAUCUUUUUCUUCUUUUAAAGUUUGGGAUAUUUCUUUUGCCUCCUCUUUCAGAUCUUUUUCUUCUUUUAAAGUUUGGGAUAUUUCUUUUGCCUCCUCUUUCAGAUCUUUUUCUUCUUUUAAAGUUUGGGAGAUUUCUUUCGCCUCUUCUUUCAGAUCUUUUUCUUCUUUUAAAGUUUGGGAGAUUUCUUUUGCUUCGUCUUUCAGUUCUUUUUCAUCUUUUAAAGGUGGUGAGAUAUAUGAUGCUUCCUUUUUCAGAUCUUUUUCAUUUAAAGGUGGCGAGAUAUCUUUUGCCUGCUCCUUCAGAUCUUUUCCUUCUCUUAAAUAUGGUGAGAUAUAUUUUGACUCUCCGUUCAGAGCUUUUUCUUUUAAAGGUUUUAUGCUCUGUUUUGCAUCUUCUUUCAGAUCUGUUUCAUCUUUCAAAGGUCGAGAGAUCUCCCUUGCCUCCUCUUUCAGAUCUGUUUUUUCUUUUAAAGGUGUCGAGAUAUCUUUUGCCUCCUCUUUCAGAUUAUUUUCUUCUUUUAAAGGUGACGAGAUAUCUUUUGCCUCCUCUUUCAGAUCUGUUUCUUCUUUUAAAGGUGUCGAGGUAUCUUUUGCCUCUUCUUUCAGAUCUGUUUCCUCUUUUAAAGGUGGAGUGAUAUCUUUUGCCUCUUCUUUCAGAUCUGUUUCUUCUUUUAAAGGUGGAGUGAUAUCUUUUGCCUCCUCUUUCAGAUCUGUUUCCUCUUUUAAAGGUGGAGUGAUAUCUUUAGCCUCUUCUUUCAGAUCUGUUUCUUCUUUUAAAGGUGGAGAAAUAUCUUUUGCCUCCACUUUCAGAUCUGUUUCUUCUUUUAAAGGUGGAGAGAUAUCUUUUGCCUCCUCUUUCAGAUCUGUUUCUUCUUUUAAAGGUGGAGUGAUAUAUUUUGCCUCAUCUUUUAAAUCUGUUUCCUCUUUUAAAGGUGGAGAGGUAUCUUUUGCCUCCUCUUUCAGAUCUGUUUCUUCUUUUAAAAGUGGAGUGAUAUGUUUUGCCUCGUCUUUCAGAUCUGUUUCUUCUUUUAAAGGUGGAGUGAUAUCUUUUGCCUCAUCUUUCAGAUCUGUUUCCUGUUUUAAAGGUGGAGCGAUAUCUUUUGCCUCAUCUUUCAGAUCUUUUUCCUCUUUUAAAGGUGGAGAGAUAUCUUUUGCCUCCUCUUUCAGAUCUGUUUCUUCUUUUAAAGGUGGAGUGAUAUCUUUUGCCUCCUCUUUCAGAUCUGUUUCUUCUCUUAAAGGUGGAGUGAUAUCUUUUGCCUCUUCUUUCAGAUCUGUUUCCUCUUUUAAAGGUGGAGAGAUAUCUUUUGCCUCCACUUUCAGAUCUGUUUCUUCUUUUAAAGGUGGAGAGAUAUCUUUUGCCUCGUCUUUCAGAUCUGUUUCUUCUUUUAAAGUUGGAGAGAUAUCUUUUGCCUCUUCUUUCAGAUCUGUUUCUUCUUUUAAAGGUGGAGUGAUAUCUUUUGCCUCGUCUUUCAGAUCUGUUUCUUCUUUUAAAGGUGGAGUGAUAUCUUUUGCCUCGUCUUUCAGAUCUGUUUCUUCUUUUAAAGGUGGAGAGAUAUCUUUUGCCUCCUCUUUCAGAUCUGUUUCUUCUUUUAAAAGAUCUGCUCCUCUUUUCUUCUUUUUUAAAAGUGGAGUGAUAUCUUUUUUGCCUCCUCUUUCAGAUCUGUUUCUUCUUUUAAAGUUGGAGGAUAUCUUUUGCCUCAUCUUUUUCAGAUCUAUCUUUUUUUCCUCUUUUAAAGGUGGGAGAUAUCUUUUGCCUCGUCUUUCAGAUCUGUUUCUUCUUUUAAAAGGUGGAGAGAUAUUCUUUUGCCUCCUCUUUCAGAUCUAUCUGUUUCUUCUUUUAAAAGGUGGAGAGAUAUCUUUUGCCUCCAUCUGUUUUUCGAAUCUGUUUCUUCUUUUUAAAGGUGGAGAGAUAUCUUUUGCCUCCUCUUUUUUCAGAUCUAUCUGUUUCUUCUUUAAAGGUGGGAGGAUAUGUUUGCCCUUCAGAUCUGUUUCUUCUUUUAAAGGUGGAGAGAUAUCUUUUGCCUCCUCUUUCAGAUCUAUCUUCUUCUUUUUAAAGGUGGAGAGAUAUGUUUUGCCUCCUCUUUCAGAUCUGUUUCUUCUUUUAAAGGUGGAGGAUAUCUUUUGCCUCCUCUUUCAGAUCUAUCUGUUUCUUCUUUUAAAGGUGGAGAUAUCUUUUGCCUCGUCUUUCAGAUCUGUUUCUUCUUUUAAAGGUGGAGAGAUAUCUUUUGCCUCCUCUUUCAGAUCUGUUUCUUCUUUUAAAGGUGGAGUGAUAUCUUUUGCCUCAUCUUUCAGGUCUGUUUCUUCUUUUAAAAGGUGGAAUCUGUUUCUUCUUUUAAAGGUGGAGAGAUAUGUUUUGCCUCCUCUUUCAGAUCUGUUUCUUCUUUUAAAGAUGGGAGAGAUAUCUUUGCCUCAUCUUUCAGAUCUAUCUGUUUCUUCUUUUUUAAAGGUGGAGAGAUAUGUUUUGCCUCCUCUUUUUCAGAUCUGUUUCUUCUUUUUUAAAGGUGGAGAAGAUAUCUUUUGCCUCCUCUUUCAGAUCUAUCUGUUUCUUCUUUUAAAGGUGGAGAGAUAUCUUUUUGCCUCCUCUUUCGUAUCUCAUAUCUUUUGCCUCUCUUUUUCUGUUUCUUUUAAAGAUGGAGGAUAUCUUUUGCCUGUCUUUCAGAUCUAUCUGUUUCCUCUUUUUAAAGUUGGAGUGAUAUCUUUUACCUCGUCUUUCAGAUCUGUUUCUUCUUUUAAAGUUGGAGAGAUAUCUUUUGCCUCUUCUUUCAGAUCUGUUUCUUCUUUUAAAGGUGGAGAGAUAUCUUUUGCCUCGUCUUUCAGAUCUGUUUCUUCUUUUAAAGGUGGAGAGAUAUCUUUUGCCUCCUCUUUCAGAUCUGUUUCUUCUUUUAAAGAUGGAGAGAUAUCUUUUGCCUCAUCUUUCAGAUCUGUUUCUUCUUUUAAAGGUGGAGAGAUAUCUUUUGCCUCAUCUUUCAGAUCUGUUUCUUCUUUUAAAGGUGGAGUGAUAUCUUUUGCCUUUCGAAUCUGUUUUUCAGAUCUCGUCUUUCUUCUUUUAAAGGUGGAGAGAUAUCUUUUGCCUCUUCUUUCAGAUCUGUUUCUUCUUUUAAAGAUGGAGAGAUAUCUUUUUGCCUCUUCUUUUUUCAGAUCUGUUUCUUCUUUUAAAGAUGGAGAGAUAUCGAAUCUAUCUGCUUCUUCUUUUAAAGGUGGAGAGAUAUCUUUUGCCUCCUCUUUCAGAUCUGUUUCUUCUUUUAAAGAUGGAGAGAUAUCUUUUGCCUCAUCUUUCAGAUCUGUUUCUUCUUUUAAAGUUGGAGAGAUAUCUUUUGCCUCCUCUUUCAGAUCUGUUUCUUCUUUUAAAGGUGGAGAGAUAUCUUUUGCCUCGUCUUUCAGAUCUGUUUCUUCUUUUAAAGGUGGAGUGAUAUCUUUUGCCUCGUCUUUCAGAUCUGCUUCUUCUUUUAAAGGUGGAGAGAUAUCUUUUUGCCUCUUCUUUCAGAUCUAUCUGUUUCUUCUUUUAAAGGUGGAGAGAUAUCUUUUGCCUCCUCUUUCAGAUCUAUCUGCUUCUUCUUUUAAAGGUGGAGAGAUAUCUUUUGCCUCCUCUUUCAGAUCUGUUUCUUCUUUUAAAGAUGGAGAGAUAUCUUUUGCCUCAUCUUUCAGAUCUGUUUCUUCUUUUAAAGGUGGAGAGAUAUCUUUUGCCUCCUCUUUCAGAUCUGUUUCUUCUUUUAAAGGUGGAGUGAUAUCUUUUGCCUCAUCUUUCAGAUCUGUUUCUUCUUUUAAAAGUGGAGUGAUAUGUUUUGCCUCCUCUUUCAGAUCUGUUUCUUCUUUUAAAGAUGGAGAGAUAUCUUUUGCCUCAUCUUUCAGAUCUGUUUCCUCUUUUAAAGGUGGAGUAAUAUCUUUUGCCUCAUCUUUCAGAUCUGUUUCCUCUUUUAAAGUUGGAAAGAUAUCUUUUGCCUCGUCUUUCAGAUCUGUUUCCUCUUUUAAAGGUGGAGUGAUAUCUUUUGCCUCUUCUUUCAGAUCUGUUUCUUCUUUUAAUGGUGUCGAGAUUACUUUUGCCUCUUCUUUCAGAUCUGUGGAGAGAUAUCUUUUGCCUCUUCUUUCAGAUCUGUUUCUUCUUUUAAAGCUGUCGAGAUAUCUUUUGCCUCAUCUUUCAGAUCAUUUUCUUCUUUUAAAGUCUGGGUGCUGUCUUUUGCCUCUUCUUUCGUAUCUUCUUGUUUUAAAGGUGGCGUGGUGUCUUUCGCCUCCGCUUUCAUAUCUUUUCCUUUUAAAAUCUUUUUCUUCUUUUAAAUGUGGGGAGAUAUAUUUUACCUCUUCUUUCAGAUCCUUUUCUUCUUUUAAAGGUGGCGAGAUCACUUUAUCGUUAUCUUUUAAAGGUGGCGAGAUAUCUCUUUCCACCACUUUAAGAUCUUCUUUUAAAUGUUGGGUGAUCUCUUUCGCCUCUUCUUUCAGAUCUUUCUCUUCUUUUAAAGGUGGCGUGAUAUCUGUUACGGCUUCUUUCAAUCUUUUCCUUCUUUUAAACGUGGCGAGAUCUCUUUUGUCUCUUCUUUCGGAUCUUUUUCUGCUUUUAAAGGUGGCGAGAUAUCCGUUGUCUCCUCUUUUUGGUCUUUUUCCUCUUUUAAAGGCUCAGGCAUCUUUUUUGCUUCUACCUUCAGAUUCUUUUCUUCGUUGA
This is a messenger RNA of Acanthosepion pharaonis, 4941 nucleotides long. Lineage: Eukaryota; Metazoa; Mollusca; Cephalopoda; Sepiida; Sepiidae. The record is from the annotation of a GenBank genome assembly.